This is a messenger RNA of Pelmatolapia mariae (spotted tilapia), 1161 nucleotides long. RefSeq names its product complement C1q subcomponent subunit C-like. The coding region runs from base 122 to 898 and encodes 258 amino acids. Gene Ontology annotation, molecular function: protein binding. The transcript has 8 exons. Lineage: Eukaryota; Metazoa; Chordata; Actinopteri; Cichliformes; Cichlidae. The record is from RefSeq and is a predicted model, not a curated record.
AGCCUGCCUUAAAUCACCUUUUUUUUUCCUAUUCUGAUGCUUGACUAGAACUUCAGAAGAAGGAAAUCCCGUCCUUUCAUUGAAGAUCUAACAAUCAGAAAACCCGACAGUGUUUUGGACGAUGGGUGGUAAUUAUGGGCUAGCUGUCUUGGUGGGCGUGGCCAUACUUCUGAAGGCUGUCCAAUGUCAAGUGAACUGCAAAGGAGCUAAUGGUGAGCGAGGAGUGAACGGCGCUCCGGGCAGAAAUGGGUUGCCUGGAAUGAAGGGAGAGAAAGGAGAGCCAGCUGUGAUGAUUCAAGGUCCAGUGGAUACAGCCAGCCUACUGAGGCAGAAAGGAGAGGAGGGAAAUCGGGGCACGCAAGGACCCCAGGGCCCAAAAGGUUUCCGCGGAGAUUUGGGGAAAGCGGGUGAGGAUGGCCCCCCAGGUCCUCCCGGCCCAGACGGCAGGUUGUCCCAAGCAAGACACACCUCUCAGCAGGGGUCCCGUUCGGCCUUCUCAGUGAUCAGAACCGACCGCAAUUAUCCUGCCUUCAACCAGAAAAUAACCUACCAAAAAGUUGUGGUCAACACAAAUGGUGAUCUUGACACACGAACAGGUGUCUUCACCUGCAGAGUACAGGGUACCUAUUACUUCAACUUCCACUCUGUGGCCAAGGCCAGCAUAUGCCUGCAAAUAGUCUAUGAUGGACCAAGAAGAACCCUGGGAUUCUGUGAUUAUAACAGAUCAAACAGGCAAUCUGAGCAGGUGCUGUCAGGUGGUGUGGUUUUACAGCUCACAGUUGGACAGAGGGUCUGGCUUGAGUCCUUUAGGGAAAACCAGGGACCCACUGAUACCAGGGAGAACCAGGAAAAAAAGAUCAUCUUCAACGGCUUCCUGCUCUUCCCAAGUCCAGCAUAGAGUUCAGCUGUACGCUCAGAAAUUUUACUUCACAAUGGAGUCUGUGCUCAAACACCAGACUGCAUCACUUUGUCAGUUUAAUAUCUAAAAAUCUCAUAUUUCAGUUGUUGUUUUAAAAGCAGCAUCACAGCAUUAACGUGCAUUAUCAUUUAGAUACAAACAAUUUCAUGUGAACAUGUAAGCAGGUAAUUUUGUGUCUACUCAUGUCAGACUCAUGUAAACUUUGAUUAUUGGCACUGAUAAAAUAAAAUUGAAGGCUAUCA